AUGGACAUGAGCUUGUCUGGGGGCGGGCACACUGUCUCCCCCGCCGUGCGCUACCUGACCAGGACCCGCCAUGAGGGGUCCGCCUGCGCUGAGUCAGGCCCCUGUGUUGUAGAGGUGACCACCGUAACUGUGGCCAACGUGGGCGCCUCUGCAGACAACGUCUUCACCACGUCGGUGGCCAACGCCGCCUCCUUGUCAGGACACGUGCUGUCGGGUAGGACAGCCCUUCAGAUUGGGGACAGCCUGAACACCGAGAAGGCCACCCUGAUCGUUGUGCACACGGACGGGAGCAUCGUGGAGACUGCUGGGCUGAAGGCACCCGCUGCCCCCCUCACUCCAGGCCCCCAGUCUCCUCCGACUCCUCUGGCUCCCGGCCAAGAAAAGGGUGGAACCAAGUACAACUGGGACCCGUCGGUGUACGCCGGGGAGCUGCCGGUGCGGUGCCGGAACGUCAGCGGCACCCUCUACAAGAGCCGGCUGGGCUCCGGAGGCCGGGGCCGGUGCAUCAAGCAGGGGGAGAAUUGGUACAGCCCAACGGAGUUUGAAGCCAUGGCAGGCAGGGCCAGCAGCAAGGACUGGAAGAGGAGCAUCCGCUAUGCGGGGCGGCCGCUGCAGUGCCUCAUCCAGGACGGGAUCCUGAACCCUCACGCGGCCUCCUGCACCUGCGCUGCCUGCUGUGACGACAUGACCUUGCACACAUUGCCCGUGCAGCCUUCAGAGCGUGACGUUGGCGAGUGGCGCGUGGACCGCCAGCUGUGUAGCGGCCCGGUCCGGCUCUUUGUCCCCUACAAAAGGCGCAAGAGGGAAAGCGAGCUGCCCCCUGUGCCGGUCAAGAAGGACUCACCCAAGAACAUCACCCUGCUCCCGGCCACUGCCGCCACCACCUUCACCGUGACCCCCUCAGGCCAGAUCACUACCUCCGGCGCGCUGACCUUUGACCGGGCGUCCACUGUGGAGGCCACCGCCGUCAUCUCGGAGAGCCCAGCGCAGGGCGACGUCUUUGCCGGAGCCACAGUGCAAGAGGCGGGGGUGCAGCCCCCCUGCAGGGUCGGCCACCCGGAGCCGCACUACCCAGGCUACCAGGACAGCUGCCAGAUCGCACCGUUCCCCGAGGCCGCGCUGCCAACCGCUCACCCCAAGAUAGUGUUGACCUCCCUGCCGGCCCUGGCGGUGCCACCCUCCACCCCCACCAAAGCCGUCUCUCCCACGGUGGUUGGCGGGCUGGAGAUGUCAGAGCAGCGGAGCUGGCUGUACCUGGAGGAGAUGGUCAAUUCCUUGCUCAACACGGCGCAGCAGCUGAAGACGCUAUUUGAACAAGCCAAGCAGGCCAGCUCCUACCGAGAGGCUGCCGUGGCCCAGGCCCGCGUUCAGGCUGACGCGGAGCGGAAAGAGCAGUCCUGCGUCAACUGCGGCCGGGAGGCCAUGAGCGAGUGCACCGGCUGCCACAAGGUCAACUACUGCUCCACCUUCUGCCAGAGGAAGGACUGGAAGGACCACCAGCACAUGUGUGGUCAGUCGGCUGCUGUCACUGUCCAGGGGGACGAGGUCCACGUCGCCGAGGGUGUGAUGGAGAAGGUUACGGUGUAAGGGCUGCGGGCCUGGCACAGGAAGGACCCCAGGAUGGCAGGGAUGCUGAGAAGGAGGAGAAGAAACUUGCUGGCCAAGUUGUUAGCGGACACUGAGUGACCGGCGCCCUUGGAAGUGGACGCCUGCUGCCAGCCCCGAGGAAGGGCGGAGCGCGGCCUCUCCGGUGCGGCCGGUGGACGCCGCUCACGGUGCUGUUUUUAUCCCCUGGAUCAUGAGCAUCUGGUCUUCCCUACGGUGUGUGGUGUCCUGUAACACGCGUGUACAUAUGUGUCUGUCAAUAAAGUUGAUGCCCCGCACCCACCCGGGUGGCGGCUCCAGCUCCCACCCCUGAUGCUGGGUGGGGGCUCGCUUUCACUGGCCUGAUUGUGCAGCUCGGACGCCGGACUCGGAAUGUGCAUUGCCCACUGGGUCAGGCAAGGCCGGCCUGCAGCCCUCCAUCCAUCGAGGAGCUGGGGGGCGGGGCACUGCCCCCACACCAGGAUCCCUCAGGCCUGGAGCCGCCAGCCGGGACAGCCGAGCCCCCGUGCAGUCUCUGGGUGACGCGGUGUCUGGACCUGCGGCCUCCCUGGCGGGGCUGGAGUGUAACCCGGAUGAGGCGCCUCCUCCCCUCUGCGCCUGAGACCCCGGCCCCUCCCAGCUGCGCAGGCCAUCCCGGGAACCCAGGUUUCCAGGAGAGCCCUAGGCCUGCGUCACUGGAUCUGUGCCCGGAGGGCGUCGGGGGAGAAGGCCGAGGCUCCGAGCAGCGGAAAGACCCCUCGAGGGCAGCCUGACGCAGCCCCGCUGUUCAGACUAAUUCACAGACUUGAACUGACUAACUGACGCCACCUCUGCGGCACUGUCUGCCACGUUGAUACCACUACGGAGUGGAAAGAUUCCCCCAGCUCUGCUUCCAGAAGGUUCUUCUGAGUCCAUAGCCCGUGGACACUUGCUCUGGGGACACUGGCACCCGGUAAGCCGAGGGGGUGGCUGAAGACCCAGCGGGACAUGGGUGUGAGCUCAGGAGCCCAUCCCCCCGGCCGAGCCUGGCACUCCAGGAGCCCCGCUGCCUCGUUCCAGGCGGCUCUGUGGAUGAAGUGGGGUUGCUUGGGUUUCCUUCGUGUAACAAGUGCUUGUGACGCCCCCGU
Vicugna pacos (alpaca) is the source of this 2711-nucleotide messenger RNA. NCBI's taxonomy places the organism in Eukaryota, Metazoa, Chordata, Mammalia, Artiodactyla, Camelidae. The record is from RefSeq and is a predicted model, not a curated record.